Molecule: messenger RNA, 750 nt
Organism: Cyprinodon variegatus (sheepshead minnow)
Lineage: Eukaryota; Metazoa; Chordata; Actinopteri; Cyprinodontiformes; Cyprinodontidae
Product: OX-2 membrane glycoprotein-like
Exons: 3
Coding region: 1-750 (249 amino acids)
Molecular function (GO): cell-cell adhesion mediator activity
Source: RefSeq, a predicted model, not a curated record
AUGGCCAGGAUGCUCAUCGUCCUCAGCAAGCAUUACAAGCAACUGUCACUAGGAGAUCAUUUUACGAUCAUAUUUUUUGCAGGUGUAGAAGCUGUGAUCCAGACCCAGCAGACUGUCCUAGCAGCAGAGGGUGAAGAUGCUCCUCUCAGCUGUCAGCUCCUGGAAACUGAAGAGGUCCAUCAGGUUACCUGGCAGAAGGUUUCUGAGAGCACCGAGAGGACUAUCUCUUCCUACAGCAAUGACAUUGGUCCAACAGUAAAUCCUGACUUUAAAGAUAAAGUUCAGUUUACAGAAGCUGGUCUGCAGAAUUCCUCCAUAGUUAUCAGGAAUGUUACAGAGCAAGAUGAAGGAUAUUAUCUCUGUAGAUUCAAAUUCUAUCCUGAUGGAGUUUUAAGUGCAGGAACCUGCCUGAAUGUUUAUGAGAUGCAUGAACCCAUCCUUGAUGUCAGCAGAUCAAAGUAUCCUGCAGAGUCAGUCGUGUCCUGUUCAGCCACAGGUCGACCUGCUCCCACUGUAACACUGACUGUUCUACAGCAGAACCUCAGCUUCUCCCACUACAACAGCAGCAGUGUGACCCACAGCAACGGUACAGUCACCGUCACCACCACAGCUCUGCUGUCAGCUUCCAGCAGCACACAGGUUGGAUGUUCAGUGUCAGUGCUCUCUGCUGCUCCCAGAGAGAAGCUGAUCACCGUUCCUGGAGUUAAAGGAACAUCUGAUGAUGGUGAGGAACUAUUAGAGCAUCAGUGA